AUGGUAUCUGAUCAGGAGAGGAUUUCUUUUGGGAGCCGCGCUAAGUUGACGGAGACAAAGGUCACACAGAAGACCCUCGCUCCUGGCAACCCUAGCCCGCGAGCCCCACCAGUGGAUCAUCGUACCCCCCCCCCUCCCUCUCAGCCCGCGAACCCCAUCCUAGCUGGGAGCCACGGCGGCUCCGCUCGCCAGCCUCCAGUCUCCUUCGUGAUGCGACCCUUGAGGUCCUAUGCGCAGGGGAUGGUGGGUGACCGCGUGCCGCCGCGAGCCCCUCUCUAA
This is a messenger RNA of Sphenostylis stenocarpa, 279 nucleotides long. Lineage: Eukaryota; Viridiplantae; Streptophyta; Magnoliopsida; Fabales; Fabaceae. The record is from the annotation of a GenBank genome assembly.